AUGAGAUUCGAGCACACGCGUGACGCAAAUUUGUCUCCGUCGCCACAGAGCGCACCUGGCGGAGGGAUGGCGUAUCAUCCGUUUUUGCUAUCUCAAAGGCCAACGGAUUUCAGCGUCAGCAGCCUGCUCACGGCAAACAACAACAACAACAAUAACAACAACAAUAAUAAUAGUAAUAAUAGUAAUAGCAGCAGUAGUACUAAUAAUAAUAAUAAUAAUAGCAGUAAUAGUACUAAUAAUAAUAAUAAUAACAACAACAACAAUAAUAACGGAACUUCCGGAACGGUGCCACACUACCCGUUUCCGGCAGCGGCGUUGGCCGCGGCCGCAGCUUUCGGCGCCGGUAAUCCGGGACCCCCGGGAGUCGGAUGCUACCCGGGUACUUUAAUUCCUAAAUUGGGACCUCAUCAUCCGGGUCCUCAUCACGCUCUUCCGCCGGGUCAUCCGUACACGACAGCGGAAGACGUGGUUUUAGCUGCUGCCGCAAUACAUCAUCAUCCGGCCAUGGUGCGACCGUUGAGAGCCAUUCAACCCGAGGAUGACGGAGUCGUAGACGAUCCUAAAGUGACUUUAGAAGGAAAAGAUUUAUGGGAAAAAUUUCACAAGCUCGGUACCGAAAUGGUCAUAACAAAAUCUGGAAGGUAA
This is a messenger RNA of Pediculus humanus corporis (human body louse), 645 nucleotides long. RefSeq names its product t-box transcription factor tbx2, putative. The record is from RefSeq and is a predicted model, not a curated record. Gene Ontology annotation, biological process: positive regulation of DNA-templated transcription. The transcript has a single exon. The coding region runs from base 1 to 645 and encodes 214 amino acids. NCBI's taxonomy places the organism in Eukaryota, Metazoa, Arthropoda, Insecta, Psocodea, Pediculidae. Gene Ontology annotation, cellular component: nucleus. Gene Ontology annotation, molecular function: DNA-binding transcription factor activity.